AUGACUUGGCUACCGAAUUUAAUUGAAUAAACAAACAAUUCCUAAAAUCAACCUUCUCUUUUCCAGAUUCAACAAAAAAUUGGAGUAAGAAAACAAAAAUACUUUCUACCCCUAUUGCUGCCAGAGAACAAAAAUACUUUCAGAAGGUCAUUUGCCUUCAAUUCCUUUUUUGCUACCGUCGAUGGCGCGAUUGCAUCUGAAAAAUUCAAGGAACCGAUGAUUAAAAAGAGACCCAACAAAAAAGAGAGAGAUUUUUUCGAUUUGUUUGGGUAGAUAGAGCUUAUCGUCACUCGGUCCCUUCUCUUCGAUGGAGAUGAUGAAUUGCAGUGGAAUCAGAGGAUUCGAAGGAGUGGAUGGAGAUGAGAGGCGAUGGAGAAGGAAUUGGAGAAGAGGCAAAGGCAAAAGAGGCAGAGGCAAAGGCAAAGGCAAAGGGGAGGGGCUGAGAGGCGAUGGAGAAGGAAUCGGAGAAGAGGCAAAGGCAAAAGAGGCAGAGGCAAAGCCAAAGCCAAAGGAGAGGGGUUGAGAGGCCAUGGAGAAAGAAUCGGAGAAGAGGCAAAGGCAAAAGGGGCAGGGGCAAAGGCAAAGGGGAGGGGCGGCAAAGGGGAGGGGUUGAGAGGCGAUGGAGAAAGAAUCGGAGAAGAGGCAAAGGCAAAAGGGGCAGGGGCAAAGGCAAAAGGGAGGGGCUGUGAUUAAUAAAACAGCGUCGUUUUGGGUUUGGACUCCAAAUUUUUUUUGGGAAUCAGGACUGAUAGCCACUUUACUGAUAUAUAUAUAUAUAUAUAAAUAAAUUCCUUGAUUUUUG
Messenger RNA from Rubroshorea leprosula, 802 nucleotides. NCBI's taxonomy places the organism in Eukaryota, Viridiplantae, Streptophyta, Magnoliopsida, Malvales, Dipterocarpaceae. The record is from the annotation of a GenBank genome assembly.